AACGUUUUGCCCAGCGCGAGCUCUCAGCCACUGUCGUGGGCUUCCAAAAAACCGCCCGCGCGAAGGGCACGGUGUGGCGCUCGGGGAACCCUGCACUCGGCCCGCGGAGUGCGCACAGCCCAGGCCGCGGCGUGGGGCCGUGCGCCGCAGCAGGGGCGGGUGCAAGGGCCAGGGCGGGACCUUUGCGCCCGGCGCUCUCUCCCGGCUUUAAAGUGAGUUGGCUUCCCGCUAAAUCACAGCUCGCCUUCCAACCGCCUGGGUGACUUUCGCCUUUCGCUCUGCGUCUCCAACUUCACCUGGGCUCGACAUGGACCCCAACUGCUCCUGCGCCACCAGUGACUCCUGCACCUGUGCCGGCUCCUGCAAAUGCAAGGAAUGCAAAUGCACCUCCUGCAAGAAGAGCUGCUGCUCCUGCUGCCCCGUGGGCUGUGCCAAGUGUGCCCAGGGCUGCAUCUGCAAAGGGGCGUCAGGCAAGUGCAACUGCUGUGCCUGAUGCGGGCAGAGCCUGGCCCCUGAUGUAUAUAGAACCCGGCAGACAAGCCUUGAGUACCUCUCCCCCUCCCCCGCGCCAUGGCCACACAAGCCGACUCCUUUGCUACAUUCCUUGUUGUAUGAAGUAUGUGGGUGAUAAUAAAGGCUGUUGACUUUA
Messenger RNA from Ochotona princeps (American pika), 649 nucleotides. Its product is annotated as metallothionein-2. Lineage: Eukaryota; Metazoa; Chordata; Mammalia; Lagomorpha; Ochotonidae. Gene Ontology annotation, molecular function: metal ion binding. The transcript has 3 exons. Bases 308 to 493 code for a protein of 61 amino acids. The record is from RefSeq and is a predicted model, not a curated record.